Molecule: messenger RNA, 3852 nt
Organism: Etheostoma spectabile (orangethroat darter)
Lineage: Eukaryota; Metazoa; Chordata; Actinopteri; Perciformes; Percidae
Product: insulin receptor substrate 1-B
Exons: 3
Coding region: 352-3852 (1166 amino acids)
Biological process (GO): insulin receptor signaling pathway
Cellular component (GO): plasma membrane; cytosol
Molecular function (GO): insulin receptor binding; phosphatidylinositol 3-kinase binding
Source: RefSeq, a predicted model, not a curated record
UGUAGGCAACCUCAGACAGGUGGAGGAGACGUCCUCAAGCAGCUGCACCGUGGUUGGAGCAGAUCGGCUCGGACUGGGCUGGGCUCUGGCUGGGCUGUAGGACUUGCAGAGGUGGCGGCCGUGCACGCUCGGCGCGCGGAUCCUCCUGUAGCUGCUGGAUUCACAGUAUGAUACCAGAUCCAUGGGCUGAUUUGCCCAUCAUGAGUCUUUGCACACAUGCUGGAAACUCAAAUGUGGACUCGGGGAGGACGAAGGAUGUAGUUGCAAUGGAAUAAGGAUGUGUACACAUGGGCUUCGAUUUUUUUCCCCCUGAGAUUAUUGGCUUCUGAUAUCUAACAGCCUGUCUUGGCCAUGGAGAACCAAACAGCCGAACCGCAGAACUAUGAAGAUGUGCAGAAAAGCGGCUAUCUCCGCAAGCAUAAAUCAAUGCACCGGCGAUUCUUCGUGCUGAGGGCGGCCUCGGAGCAUGGUCCUGCUCGACUUGAGUAUUAUGAGAACGAGAAGAAAUUCCGCAGUAAAUCACCUGUGCCCAAAAAAGUCCUGAACCUGGAGAAUUGCUUCAACAUCAACAAGCGGGCAGAUUCCAAGAACAAGCACAUGAUAGUCCUUUAUUCCCGCAGCGAGAGCUUUGCCAUCGCCGCAGACAGCGAGGAGGUCCAAAAUGAGUGGUACCAAGCAAUGCUGGACCUCCAGUGCAACUGUAAAACUCCUGAAGACUAUGGCAGUAGUGGAGAGUGUAGCUCUCCGUCUCCCGUUCCAACCUUCAAGGAAGUAUGGCAGGUCAAGGUUUGGCCUAAAGGUCUUGGACACGCCAGGAACUUAGUGGGCAUUUACCGGCUGUGCCUAACUGACAAGACAGUCAACUUUGUCAAACUCAACUCUGAUGUGGCAGCUGUGGUGUUGCAGCUGAUGAAUGUUCGCAGGUGUGGCCAUUCAGAGAAUUUCUUCUUCAUUGAGGUGGGUCGCUCAGCGAUUACCGGCCCUGGAGAGUUCUGGAUGCAGGUGGAUGACUCUGUGGUGGCUCAGCACAUGCACGAGACCCUGCUGGAGGCCAUGAAGGCCCUAAGUGAGGAGUUCCGUCAGCGCAGUAAAUCUCAGUCUGUGGGGACGUCGUGUGGAGGUGGUACUGCUUCAAACCCCAUCAGUGUCCCGAGCCGUCGGCAUCAUCCGAAUCUGCCACCAAGCCAGGUGGGCUUUUCCAGACGAGCCCGCACAGAGACCCCUGGAACAGGAGGCAGCAGCACGAGCACUUCACCUACGUCACGCCACGGAUUUCCAAGGGCACGGACUGCGAGCAUCGGGGCCAGGUCGGAGGAGGGCGGAGCAAGUGCCAAAGGAACAUGGGCCAGCUCCAGCCCAAGUCUUAAUGGUUCCUGUUCAACUACGCCGACGCUGAGGCCCAAGCCCACCAGGGCCCCAACUCCUGCUAAGAUUACCCUCAGUCUUGCCCGUUACACUCCUAACCCUGCUCCCUCUCCGGCGCCCAGUCUGUCCUCCAGCUCUGGUCAUGGCUCAGAGUGUGGCCUAGUGGGAGCAGCAGUGGGAGGCAUGAUGAUCUGCUCCUACCCUCGCGUUUCUCAGAGAGUUUCUGUUUCAGGUUCACCAAGCGACUACGGCUCUUCAGAUGAAUAUGGCUCCAGUCCUGGGGAACACUCUCUGCUCGUACCCAAUCUGUCUGGACAUCACGGAGAAGGCUCCUCCAGUUAUAUAGUGAUGGGACAGCGAGAGGGUCUCCUUGGUUCCCAUCAUCGCUCAAAAGGCCGACGGAUUUUGCGGCGCUCAUCCAGUAGGGAGUCUGAGGCCGAGCGCAGACUACUAAGUAAGAGGGCUUCCCUGCCUUUGGCUGCCCAUGAACGGUUGACCACACAUAGAAAAGAUGAAGACGAUGAAGAGGAUGAAGAAUAUGCCAUCAUGUCGCAGAGUGCUAACCAAGAGAGAGUUGAUUUGCACCAUGGCUUAGGGGGGUUGGCGGUUGGGGGUGGGGCUCUUGAUGCAGUAGAGAAAAAUAGGAAGAGGGCUGACAAGAGCAGGCGAGAAGUGGAAGGUGGAGCAGCCGUGGAUAGUGGCUAUAUGUCAAUGUUGCCCGGAGUCACGUCUCCUCCUGUUUCACUCUCUCUCUCCAUGUCUGACACCAGUGCUAAACCUGGGGCAGAUGAUGAGUAUAUGGCCAUGACCCCCAACAACAGUGUCUCCCCCCCUCGGCACAUCCGCCAGCCCAGUACAGAGGGCUACAUGGUCAUGUCUCCCAAUAGCAGCAGCUCCUCAGACCUUCACGGAUUGAGCAUGUGGGAUAGCAGGGCCAGCAUGGAGAGCCGGGCUGCAAGUGAUUACAUGAAUAUCUCACCUGUCUGCAGCCGCUCUGCCUGCAGUACACCGCCUUCCCACCCCGAACAGCACCAACUGCAACCAAAAAUGUUCAAUUCCUAUUUCUCCCUGCCACGAGCUUAUCAACAUACUCUCUAUACUCGCUUUGAGGAGGACCUAAACAAAGGGGAAGGAAAAAAGGACAGCAGUGGGCAUGAGAGUGCUGGAAGAGGGGGGGGAGCGGGAUACAGCAAGAGAAACAAAAUUGCAGCAGGCUCUGCAGGAAGCUGUCAACUCUCCAUGUCUUCCUCUUCCUUCUCCUCCAGCUCUGCCAGCAGUGAGAGCCUGGAAGACAAGUUUAUAUCUGCAGGGAAAGGGUUAAGUUUAGUAAGAACUGGAGCAGAGUACAAGGUUGCGGGAACACAAAAAGAUGGGCGUCAUCAUCAAAAACGUGGAUCAAGUAGUAAGAGCCCAAAGCAGCAAAGGAGGGGUGUGUCUUCUGACAUCACUAAAGCAAACACCCUGCCCAGGGUCAAGGAGAAUCUGCUGCCAUCAGUAUCUCAAAACGUCGAUGAGUAUGUCAGCAUUGUGUUCAAUGAGGCAAGUAAGUAUGGCGGAGGGCGACGUUCUGGGUCUGAACGUGGACAACCCGUGAUCCAUGGAACCCUCCGGCCUUUGAAUCAACCACUUCUCUGCCAUGAUAACCCUGUUAACCUUCCUCGCAGCUUCUCGGCUCCUUUGUCCACCUCCGCCGAAUACGUCACCAUGGACUUAAGGAAGUCCUCAUCGCCCCUGACUCCUGUUAGAUCCACAUUCAGCGCCCCGCAGGGCCCACCAGCUGUUACCCCCAAGGCCCGACAUGAACACAGCACGCCCUCUUCUCUGGCAGCAGAGGGCAAUGCCGGGUACAGAACAAAAGCAAAGAUGGCAACAAUGCCAACAGAUGCCCCUACUCCAUUUAUUGACAUCAAAGGUUCAGAUCCCAGCAUUUCAGCAAGACCUGCCAUCCACUCUGGUCAACCCUCAUCCAUUGAUCAGGAGACAAGCUUGGGUUUUUCCCCUCUCAAGUCCUUCCAGUCUCCUGAGCGGAGCAGCAGAUCGGUCCGAGGUGACUCCCAGGGACGGCAGAGCCACCGUUCAGAGACUUUUAACUCACCCCCCUCCCUACCACGCCACGCACCCUCUUCUACCUCCAUCUUCCCAGAGGGCAGCCAGGCGGCGAGCCAUCGGCAGGGUUUGGAUUGCUCACUGUGGGAGAACAGGCAGGCGGCUAGUUUAUCUGCCACACCUCCACCACAAGCCUCAACCUCAUCUGCUGAACAAGGCCUUAAUUAUAUUGACCUGGACCUGGCCGUUAAGGAGAGCCCUCAAGCCGGAGUGGAGCGAACCUCUGCCACCUACAACAUCGGAGGAAGCUCUAUGGGCUGCAGUGCUGGCUCCGGCCUCAACACUUAUGCCAGUAUUAAUUUCUAUAAGUCAGAAGAACUGAGAGCACACCAGAACAGUAGAAAGGAUGGUCAAGAAAAUGUUCUGAUCUUCUACAGCUGA